Manduca sexta (tobacco hornworm) is the source of this 411-nucleotide messenger RNA. Its product is annotated as holotricin-3. The coding region runs from base 10 to 345 and encodes 111 amino acids. The transcript is spliced from 3 exons. NCBI's taxonomy places the organism in Eukaryota, Metazoa, Arthropoda, Insecta, Lepidoptera, Sphingidae. The record is from RefSeq and is a predicted model, not a curated record.
UGACUGUUUAUGUUUUCAAAGCAAAUUAUUUCCUCAAUACUUUUGCUCGGAGAACUUGUAUUCAAAAUGGCGAUAAAAGUUGUCUGUCUGAUGCUGGCGUGCGUUGUUGUUUGCUACGGCAUGCCUUAUGGCGGCGGUUCUGGUAACUAUGAUUCCCAAUAUCCCGGACAAGGCGGAUUUGCUCCCCAGCAGGGACAGGGCGGCUUCGGGCCUGGACAAGGUAGCUAUGGCCCAGGCUAUGGCCAGGGAGGAUUCGUACCCGGGCAGAGUGGUCCCGGUUACGGUGGUGGAUUCCCCGGACAAGGACAACAACAUCGUGGCGGAUACCAGGAACACGGUUAUUAACAUUUUAAAUGAAAAUAUAUUUGUAAAGAAUAAAUGAAUUUAGUUUAAUUGGCUUGUUACCUAUAA